Messenger RNA from Camelus dromedarius (Arabian camel), 4843 nucleotides. RefSeq names its product NLR family member X1 (gene NLRX1). Gene Ontology annotation, biological process: negative regulation of canonical NF-kappaB signal transduction. Bases 1681 to 4599 code for a protein of 972 amino acids. The transcript is spliced from 9 exons. Gene Ontology annotation, molecular function: protein binding. The record is from RefSeq and is a predicted model, not a curated record. NCBI's taxonomy places the organism in Eukaryota, Metazoa, Chordata, Mammalia, Artiodactyla, Camelidae. Gene Ontology annotation, cellular component: mitochondrion.
AAGAGCUGGUGGCCGGGGAGGCGUAGGACGGCGCCGUUGCGUUGAGUGGUGGGCACUCUGGCAGGCUCUCGCCCUGGGCUCCGGAACCAACUCGAACUAGGAAAGCUGUUUGAGACCCAGCUUAAGGGGAGGAGCUCUGGACCUGUGGGAGCACAGUCCCUGUACCUCCCCUGCUGUGCCCCCUCCUUUUCCCACUGACUUGGAGACCGGGGGUGAUCUUCUGAGAAUUGCCCUCCCCACCCCCAUCCCCACCGUGAGUCCCGUGUUGAGUCAGAGGACCUGCAUCUGAUUUUAUCCCACUGAGCUAGUUCCCCAGGCUUCCUUGGCCUUCCAGGGCCCUGUCUUAACCCUUUUUCAGCCCUGGGACUUUUGGUCUGAGCCCUGGCCUGCACCUCCACUGGUUGGCCCUGUUGGCAAGUGGGCCUAGAGCAGCCAGAUCUCCCUAAACCUCCCCUGCCCUUAAGGAACCAUAUCUCUCAGCAGAGAGCAGGUGCCACAUAGCUGCGCACUUCAUUUAAGGGAGCUCACGGGGAUCAGGAAAGACUUCCCAGGAGAGAGAAUCUUUGAGCAGAUUCUUAAAAGACUGACAGGAGAAAGGUCAUUCCAAGCUGAUGAAAGAGUGUGAGCUAAGUUGGGAAAGCUCAAGCAGGACUUCAGUUAGCCUGGCGAAUGAGGUGUGGGGCAGGGACAAACUCAGAAAAGUAGCUGGUGUGGGUCAGGUGUUUGGACUCUACAUAACCGAGGACUUUAGGGAGGUGAUUGGGUGGCAGAGAUGAAAGAUCAGAAUGGAAUGAGACUGAAGUCAGAGGCCAGUAAGGAGAAGGAGAGGUCCCCGGAAGUUCAAUAGGGUCUGAGUUAGCACAGGGGCAGUAGGAAUGAUGCAACAGGGACAGGCUGGCAAAGCAGUGGGAGGAGGAACUGGCAGGAUUUUCCCACUGUCUGAAGGAGGGGGGAAACGAUUUGAAGACAAAGAGGUCAGAUUUCUAGUAUAAAUCGUGUGACUGGGAAGAUUUGCUGUAAAGUAGCCAAAAGGGGAGGAGGGAUGCUGAGCUCAGUUCUGCAUAUGGGAAGCUUGAAGCACGGGCAGAGAUCCAUAUGGAGAUAUCAAAUAGGAAGUCAUUCAUUCAUUUAUCUAUUAUUUAUGCCAGCCUCAAAGGCAGGUUACAUAAAAGUCACAGAGAAGAUAAAAUGAUGAAACCAUUAAAACUCAGUGAAAAGGACCUGAUAGCUAGGGGAAAAACUUCAGAGGAGAGUGGAUGAUUGUUACUGGAAAGUGUUGGCUCAGAAAAGCCACUGAAAAUGAACGCAGGACUCAUUUGAGCUUGCUGGCAGCCAAGCAAAAAAGAAAAAAAAAAAAAGGACACCUAAAUAAAACAGUUCACUAGGCUGGAUCUCAGGACAACUCCGGGGAGAGGCAAUGGGUGAUAGGAGAUAAGAUGGGAUCACUCAGGUGGGGGAUGUGGGAGAAGGAGGAGAUCUGAGCACCAGGCCAGGGCUUUGGCGAUACUGACAUUUAAGGAAAGGCUGAUGUUCUCCUGAGGAGGAAGGCCCUUCCUUGGUCUGGACUGGGAGGUGGAAUGGGACGGUGUGGGGGUGUGGGUCCAUUCACAUCAUUCUUUCUGCAGGGGAACAGAAUAGAAGGUGCUGUGCUAAGUCCCCUGGGCUCUGACCUCUGCUGCUAUGAGGUGGGGCUGCCAUUUGCCCAGGGCCUCUUGGGGCCCUGGUCUGGGAAGAGCACUUCAGCCAGCAGAUGAACGUAUCCCUUUCCUGAUCCACUGGAGUUGGCCUCUUAAAGGGCAGAGUCCCACUGGGCCCCCUAGGGCCUUUAUUCGCCACUAUGGAAGCUCAGCGGGCAGUGGUCCCCCAUCAGAGAGGCACGGGCAGUUGUUCCGGGGCAUCGCUGCAGCUGAAGCUAUCCAGCAGCACCGCCGGAACCUGGCUGAAUGGUUCAGCCGGCUGCCCAGGGAAGAACGCCAGUUCGGCCCAUCCUUUGCACUAGACACGGUCCAUGUAGAUCCUGUAAUCCGAGAGAGCACCCCCGAUGAGCAUCGCCCACCAGCCGAGCUCGCCCUGGAGCAUCAGCCACCCUCGGCCGGGCUCCCCCUACUGGCCCUGUCUCAGCUCUUUGAUCCAGAUGUCUGUGGGCGCCGAGUGCAGACAGUGGUACUCUAUGGGACGGUGGGCACAGGCAAGAGCACGCUGGUGCGCAAGAUGGUCCUGGACUGGUGUUACGGGCGGCUGCCAGCCUUCGAACUGCUCAUCCCCUUCUCCUGCGAAGACCUGUCAUCCCUGGGUCCUGCACCUGCCUCCUUGUGCCAACUUGUGGCCCAGCGCUACACGCCCCUGAAGGAGGUUCUGCCUCUGAUGGCCGCGGCCAGGUCCCGCCUGCUCUUUGUGCUCCAUGGCUUGGAGCAUCUUAACCUCGAUUUCCGGUUGGCAGGCACUGGGCUUUGCAGUGAUCCCGAGCAGCCAGUGGCACCUGCUGCCAUCAUUGUCAACCUGCUGCGCAAGUACAUGUUGCCAGAGGCCAGCAUUCUGGUGACCACCCGGCCCUCUGCCAUUGGUCGUAUCCCCAGCAAGUAUGUGGGCCGCUAUGGUGAGAUCUGUGGCUUCUCUGAUACCAACCUACAAAAGCUCUACUUCCAGCUCCGCCUCAACCAGCCAGACUGCGGGCAUGGUGCUGGGGGAGUGGGGGUCACGCCGGCUCAGCGUGACCACCUGGUGGAGAUGCUCUCCCGGAACCUGGAGGGGCACCACCAGAUCGCUGCCGCCUGCUUCCUGCCCUCCUAUUGCUGGCUUGUCUGUGCCACCUUGUACUUCCUGCAUGCCCCUACCCCAGCCGGCCAGACCCUCACGAGCAUCUAUACUAGCUUCCUGCGUCUAAACUUCAGUGGGGAGAUGCUGGACAGCACGGAUCCCUCCAAGUUGUCCCUGAUGGCCUAUGCAGCCCGAACCAUGGGCAAGUUGGCCUAUGAGGGGGUAUCCUCCCGCAAGACGUACUUCUCUGAAGAAGAUGUCCGUGGCUGCCUGGAAGCUGGCCUCAAGACCGAAGAGGAGUUUCAGCUGCUGCAUGUCUUCCGCCGGGAUGCCCUGAGGUUUUUUCUGGCCCCGUGCGUGGAGCCAGGGCACCAGGGUACCUUCGUGUUCACGGUGCCCGCCAUGCAGGAAUACCUGGCUGCCCUCUACAUUGUGCUGGGUUUGCGGAAGACGACUCUGCAGCGCGUGGGGAAGGAAGUGGCUGAGCUCGUGGGCCGUGUUGGGGAGGACGUCAGCCUGGUCCUGGGCAUUGUGGCCAAGCUGCUGCCCCUGCGGGCCCUGCCCCUGCUCAUCAACCUGCUCAAGGUGGUUCCACGAGUGUUUGGGCGCGUGGUGGGUAAGAGCCGUGAGGGAGUGGCCCAGGCCAUGGUGCUGGAGAUGUUCCGGGAGGAGGACUACUACAACGACGACGUCCUGGACCAGAUGGGUGCCAGUAUCCUGGGCGUGGAGGGUCCCCGGCGCCACCCGGAUGAACCCCCAGAGGAUGAGGUCUUUGAGCUUUUCCCCAUGUUCAUGGGCGGGCUUCUCUCUGCCCACAACCGGGCCAUCCUGGCUCAGCUCGGCUGCCCCAUCAAGACCCUGGAUGCCCUGGAGAAUGCCCAGGCCAUCAAGAAGAAGCUGGGCAAGCUGGGCCGGCAGGUGCUGCCCCCCUCGGAGCUCCUGGACCACCUCUUCUUCCACUACGAGUUCCAGAAUCAGUGCUUCUCCGCCGAGGUGCUGGGCUCCCUGCGCCAGCUCAACCUGGCGGGCGUGCGCAUGACGCCCCUCAAGUGCACAGUGGUGGCAGCGGUACUGGGCAGCGGGAGGCAUGCCCUGGACGAGGUGAACUUGGCCUCCUGCCAGCUGGACCCUGCUGGGCUGCGUACGCUCAGACCUGUCUUCCUACGUGCCCGGAAGCUGGGCUUGCAACUCAACAGCCUGGGCCCCGAGGCCUGCAGGGACCUCCGAGAUUUGCUGCUGCAUGACCAGUGCCAAGUUACCACCCUACGGCUGUCCAACAACCCACUGACAGCGGCAGGUGUGGCCCUGCUGGUGGAGGGGCUGGCAGGAAACACCUCGCUGAAACACCUGUCUCUGCUGCACACGGACCUGGGGGACGAGGGCCUACAGCUGCUGGCUGCCCAGCUGGACCGUAAUCAGCAACUACAGGAGCUGAACGUGGCCUACAAUGGUGCUGGUGACGCAGCAGCUCUGGCCUUAGCCAAGGCUGCCUGGAAGCAUCCAUCUCUGGAGCUGCUGCACCUCUACUUCAAUGAGCUGAGCUCAGAGGGCCGCCAGGCCCUGCGGGACUUGGGGAGCACCACUGAGGGUGGUGCCCGGGUCGUGGUGUCGCUGACAGAGGGGACGGCAGUGUCUGAGUACUGGUCAGUGAUCCUGGGUGAAGUCCAGCGGAACCUCAACAGCUGGGAUCGGACCCGGGUCCGGCGCCACCUUGAACUGCUGCUGCGGGAUCUGGAAGAUAACCGAGGAGCCACCCUGAAUCCUUGGCGCAAGGCCCAGCUGCUUCGAGUGGAGGGCGAGGUCAGGGCCCUCCUGGAGCAGCUGGGAGGCCGUGGAAGCUGAGACCAUGGCCGCAGGCACCUAGCUGUGUGUCUCCUGGCCCCAAGCCCCUUCCGUCUGUGGCCUCCUGGCUUUCACUACUACUUCUGGAAAGAUCCCUUUGAGGCUGGAGGCAAAGGAAUGUGCACGGCUCUGUCAAUUGCCCUCCUGGGGCACGUCCAACCAGUGCUCCCAAGUCUGGAAUUUCCAGGGUCCUGGAACAGGCCUCUUCUCCCUUCGGCUAGAAGGACAGAAGGGUGUGGCAUUU